This is a messenger RNA of Penicillium brasilianum, 1279 nucleotides long. The record is from the annotation of a GenBank genome assembly. Lineage: Eukaryota; Fungi; Ascomycota; Eurotiomycetes; Eurotiales; Aspergillaceae.
CAAGAACAAAUCACUACACUAUGACUGAAACUGCUGUUCAAAAGAUUGUAAUAGCGGGAGGGGGAGUCGCCGGAAUUUCGCUGGCACAUCAUUUGCUCCGACAGACAGUACCGGCCCUGACCGAUGGCCUUGGUCAAUCUUAUCAUGUCACUCUCAUUUCACCAUCAUCGCACUUCUAUUGGAAAGUCGCAGCUCCACGGGUUUUGGUGGACCCCAAUUCAAACCUUCCAGAGCCCUUUGUGGCUAUCGCAGAUGCAUUUGAGGAAUAUCCCGAAUCGCGAUUCACUUUCAUCCAGGCCCGUGCUACAGAUCUCAACAAGGAAGCUCGAAAUCUCCAAGUACAGCUGGCAGAUAGUAGUGAAGUUAUCUCUGUGGGAUACGAUUCUCUCGUGAUUGCCACCGGAACAACCACUCACAGCCCUCUGUUCUCUUCAGCCGAGACCCACGCCGAGACGAAGCGUGUACUCGGGGAAAUGCAAAAUCGCUUACGCGACGCCCAAUUAAUCCUCGUGGCUGGUGGGGGGCCGACUGGAGUCGAGACGGCAGGGGAGCUAGGAGCAAUGAGACAAUACUGGUCCAGUCCAAAGAAAUCAAUUACCUUGUUAUCCGGCAAUGCAUGUCUGCUCCCCCAUGCCAAUCCUCGGACCUCUUCGACAGCUGAGCAAAUGCUCCAAAAGCUGAGUGUUGAUGUGGUUCACGGAGUCCGGGUCACUUCUGCGGGCCAGAAAAAGGACGGUCAAGGCUCAUGGGAGGUGACUCUGAGCGAUCAUUCUACGCGAACAGUCGAUGUCUACAUUGACGCAACGGGGUGCACGCCUAAUACUGCAUUUUUACCGUCGGAGUGGCUCGAUUCCAGAGGUUACGUCAAGACUGACCGAUCCAGUCUGCGAGUACAGGAUACUCCUGGAGUCUACGCGUUGGGGUCAGUUACCUCGUUCACCAAUGGAAGUUUCUUCGACGCAAUCGAGCCCGUUCCACCUCUCGCCGACAGUUUCCGGGACGACCAAUUGGCGCGGUAUCCUGAGGUGUCUUCUCGGAGCCAGACUUGGUGGGAAUGGAUAUUCGGUCGUCCGACACGAUUGUAUCAGCAAAAGACAUCGCUGACGCAGUUUGUAGCUGUGGGCAGAGACGGAGGUGUCGGGGAACUUGGGGGCUGGCGAGUGCCAAGUGCUUUAGUAUACAAGGCCAAGACAAAAACUUACAUGGUGGAGAAGAUGCAAUCGAUUGUAUACGGGCGAGAUACUCGUCGGACGUAGCAGAUGUCAGGCCCAAACGGGAG